Messenger RNA from Racocetra persica, 1824 nucleotides. The record is from the annotation of a GenBank genome assembly. NCBI's taxonomy places the organism in Eukaryota, Fungi, Glomeromycota, Glomeromycetes, Diversisporales, Gigasporaceae.
AUGUCUACGUUUGUUCAUCCUCAAGAAAGGCUGGAUUCAGAGCAAACGACUAACUCCGAAACAAUUAACUCCGCAAUGCCGGCACCAGAAGCCUCUUAUUCUAAUAACACUAUGCCAUUUUCGUUGCCACCUGCCACAAAUUCAGAGGUUGACGUCGCCUCAGUGAAUUCUUUCAGAACAAUCGAUACAAACCAAACCGGUGAUCAAGAAAGUUUGUCUUCGGAUUUCACGGACCGUGCGAACGAACCACAGGGUUUGAUUAAAUUGCUUUGCGAAAUUGAUGGUGGUCUUGGCGUCGCUCUCGAACGAGUUAAACAAUGCUCAUCAUCGGCCAAAGCAUCAACUUUUUUAAAAAAAAGGGCAGCAAUUGAAGAUGAAUAUGGCAGAAUGAUGAUUAAGUUGGCCAAAAGUAUGCAAGAAGGCCACCAUACUAAUGAUACAAAACAAGGCUCAUAUGGUGAAAAUUGGCUUUACAUGCUGAAGUUACAUGAAUCCAUCGGCGAGAAUAGGGUCAAAUUUGCAGCAGCAAUUCAAGAGAUAUCUGAAGAAAUAACAGCGCUUUAUAAAGAUACAGAUAAAAGCCGAAAGAAUCUUAAAGAUUCGGGUCAAAAACAUGAAAAAUCAAUUCAAGAUGCAGAACAAGCAUUGGAAAAGGCUAAAACAAAAUAUGAGACACAUAGUGAAGAUUGGGAGCGCACUAUUUUGCAAAAAAGUGGCGAUAUAUCUAAUAUAAAACCAAGAACCUCCUUAACAAAAGCCAUUUUUUCUAAGCAGCCAAAGUCUCCCACACAGCUGUUAAAGAUGGAAGAAGACGCAAGGAACAAAGCGGCAACUGCCAAUGAUACAUAUAAGCAUCAUUUGUCUAUCACAAAUACGGCACGGCACGAAUAUUAUGAUAUACAUUUGCCUCGUAUGAUUAUGGCUCUCAAAGAUAUUUCGGACGAAUGUGAUAUAGGCAUACAAUAUCAUCUGGCUCGAUAUACCUACCUUUUUGAAAAUACUAUGAUAAGCGACGCAUUGGUUAUAAGUCCCGUCAAUACCGAAGAUGGUCCUUCUAUGCGAAAGAUUGUUGAACAAAUCAAUAACGAAGAGGACUAUUACUCAUACGUACAGUCAUGUAGUGCAAAGGCGAAAAAAACGAAAAACUAUGAUAUCCCAUACGAUCAAUAUCAUCUGUCUGAGCAAGCAAUUAAUAUAAUAAAUCCCAAAAAUAUUUUUGGAGUUGAUUUGGCUGAACAAAUGCGAAGAGAUAAUCAUGAAAUUCCAUUGAUUUUAAUUAAGUGUGCAGAAGCAAUCGAAAAAAAUGGUGGCCUUGAAAGUCAAGGGAUUUACCGUGUUUCAGGUGUCCAAUCACAUAUUCAGAAGUUGCGGACAUUGUUUGACAGAAAUGCGGAAGCCGUUGACUUGAGUGCGGAGGAAUGUUCUUCAGAUGUCAAUAAUCUUACCAAAAUUCCUGAUGAAAGAAAACGUGUUCUUGGGCUACACGAACGUGUCAAUAAUCUUCCAGAUCCAAAUUAUAGUACACUGAAAUAUUUAAUGGGACAUUUGCAUAAAAUUGUUCAAAAUCAGGAGAAAAAUAAAAUGAGCGUUCAAAAUCUUGGAAUUGUGCUUGGGCCAACAUUGAUGGGCAGCCCUGUUGUUACUGCAAUUUCAAAUCCCGUAUCAUCAUCAGGUUUAUCAUCAGGUUUAUCAUUACAAAAUCCAAAUAUGGCACUUUCAUCGCCUUUAUCAAAUGUAUCAGAUGGCGGAGGACUUAAUGAUAUGGGUUGGCAGUGUAAAGUUGUAGAAACUAUAUUGGACAAUUAUCUUGCUAUCUUUGUGUGA